GUGGGAAUUGUUGUGCGCCUUUUCUAACCAACAACAAGUGUGUGUAUGAUACAUGUCGGAAAGCAAUACAUUGAAAAACAUUUCUUCUCCUGGAAAAGCCGACUUGUCUCCAGGAAAAUACCGUGAACGACUACAUCAAAUUUUGUCAAAAGUACGAGCAUCACAGGAACAAGUCUAUUCUCCUUUGAAGAAUACACCUUCUCCACUUGAUGAAAAAUAUUCUCGUCACUCAAGAACUGUAUCUGUUGAUGUUUCUUCCGCAGGAUUGCCACGACCAAGUUCUCGUAGGCUGAGUUUUGAAAAGGUCUCUCCUGUUCCCCCUAUCUCAACGGAAGACAUCGAAGAUAAACAAGAAUCUCGAUAUAGGCCUAAACAACAACAAGAUGUUAAUCAAAUUAACGAUGAUAGCAAGUCAUCGUAUCAAUCUUUCAAGGUUAAACACCAUAGUCGCUCACAAAGUCUCAUUGAAAAAGUUGUUUCUACUAAUACUGGAGGAGCAUCUAGUCCAUUGAAUUCACAUUCCAAGCAUUCUUCUCGUUCAUCCAUGAAUGAAAACAAUUAUCUCCCUUCAAUACGCGAAGAAAAUGUUAUUCAUGAGGAUGAAUUGCCUGAUGACUCAAAUCCAAUGAACCAAUUACCUGAGCUAUUGGAACAACUAGAAAAGACUCCUCAAUUGCGAACUUAUAGGAAAUCUCAUCAUUCCAAGGAAUGGAAAAAUACUCCAGUCCAUCAAACUGAAGAAGAACUGUCCAUCCCACCCACAACUCCAAUAUCCAGUGAGCCUACCUUGACAAAGCCAACAACUUGGACGGAGAAAACCAAAAAAGAUAUUCGACGCAAGAAAGGUGGCAAAAGGCAUUAUCCAACCCUUCCUACUUGGUUUAAAGACACAUUUCGAGAUUCCAGGUCUUAUAGUCAAGACAACGUAUGUCAUAAUGAAAAAGAAUCGAGUCCUCCUCUAUUCCAUAUGGGUCUUCCAACAGCUGCCAUGGAAUUUCUCAUUUCAGAAGAUUUGUUGUAUGCACUGUUAGGAAUAUCUGGGAAAAUGACUAGUUAUUUGGAAAGUAUUCGCUCUUUGGAACAACAACAUGCGAUGACUUGCAAUCCAGCCAUCAAUUUGGGCUGUCGUAUAUUACCUCUUGCAGAUGAUUUGAGUAGAAUCCAGUCAUUCAUCGAUGACGUUACUUAUGAGUCAGGGUUGGUUAAACAAGCUACUUGUGGAGUUUUAAAAUCUUUGAUUCAUGAAUACUAUCGAAGAAUUGUCUCUAUUGAAAGUUUACUUCGUCGUGGAGAAUUAUCAUUGCAAACAUUAUGGCUUUCCUUACAACCUUGUUUUCGAACGAUGGCUGUUUUGAGACGUAUUGUGGAUGCAUUGAACCAUCCAGAUAUUAGAGGCAGCCUAGCAUUAGGAACAUUGCAUUCCAUUACUUUGCAACUUCAAGGUGAUCCAGACGCCUAUGAAGUAGCUACUAAUAUUAUGAGAGUGGCCUUUCAGCCUAUGAUCGAUUUCCUUUCUCUUUGGUUGAACUCUGGAGUUAUUUAUGAUCCAUUUGAAGAAUUUUUUAUUACUGAACAAGAAAAAUACAAAGGAUGGGAACCAGGUGAAGUUGUAGAUGACUCUUUUUGGGAACUUCGUUUUAUAUUAAGAAAAUCUCAAGUACCAUCCCUUUUUAGAGGAAUUGCUACCAAAAUAUUAACGUCUGGUAAAUACAAAUGUGUCAUGAAAGCUCUCCUUUCCAAGUCCUAUAUUGAACAUUCUUCUUUAUCUUAUCAUCCAUUCAUAGAAAGCGAAGAAAUGCCUCAAGAAGAUAUUUUGGACAAGAUAUUCUCGUCAAUUGAAAACUGUUUUAUGUAUUCUUCAAAAGAACUAUUUGAUGUGCUAUGCCAACGCUUUCAAUUGUUAUCAUUUUUAGGAUUUCUAAAGCACUAUUUGCUUCUGAGUCAAGCAGACUUUCUUGGUUUCUUUUUAGAUUUUGCUCGUGAAGAGUUAAAUAAGCCUAUCGCUACUAUUUCUACGGAAAGUCUCAAUGCACUAUUAGAACUUUCCAUUCGGAGCUGUUGCAACUUUUCGGAAAUGGAAACCCAAAAGGAUGCUUUGUUUUGUCGUCUCAUGCCUCAAUCUUUAACUUCUCAGUUGUUAAGAAUUAUUCAUUUGAAUGAUACGACUGACCAUACGACACCUGGCAAAGAUGAAAUACAUGACAAGGACAUAUUUGGUUAUGAGGCAUUUUGUUUGGAUUGUCACAUUCCAUUUCCACUUUCCAUUGUGAUAUCGAAGAGGAUGCUUACCAAAUAUCAACUUGUAUUCCGUCAUUUAUUUGCAUGCAAAAUGGUGCAUCGUAAAUUGGAAGAUGUUUGGAUACUUUUAAAGACUCAACGUUCUUGUUUCCGAGACAAAUGGAUUUCCAAUAGUUAUAUACUGUUUCAUCGAAUGAUUCAUUUUCUAGACAGUGUCUUAUACUAUGACUUUAUGGAAGUGAUUGAACCCAAUUGGAAGGCAAUGGAACUAGCGCUGAAAACAGGAUGUGACAAGUUGGAAGUUGCCAAUCGCAAACACAACGACUUUUUAGAUACCAUUUUAAAACAAUGUAUGUUAACCAACCCAAAAUUGUUGAGAACUCAAUCCAAACUCUUGAAUGCUUGCGUCAUGUUUUGCAGUUGUAUUCAAGACAACAUAAAUUGGCAAUUACUUUAUUUCGCAUUUACAAGUGUUGACUGAAUCAUUGAGUGCUUUUUCAUUGGUUGAUG
Messenger RNA from Galdieria sulphuraria, 2748 nucleotides. Its product is annotated as tubulin family protein. Gene Ontology annotation, biological process: cytoplasmic microtubule organization; meiotic cell cycle; microtubule nucleation. Lineage: Eukaryota; Rhodophyta; Bangiophyceae; Galdieriales; Galdieriaceae. The transcript has 6 exons. The record is from RefSeq and is a predicted model, not a curated record. Gene Ontology annotation, cellular component: spindle pole; gamma-tubulin small complex; equatorial microtubule organizing center. Gene Ontology annotation, molecular function: microtubule minus-end binding; gamma-tubulin binding. Bases 53 to 2719 code for a protein of 888 amino acids.